CAGCCGCCUUGUUUUCCCUCGGCCGGCGGACUUGGAACAAGGUGGGACGAAGCUCGCCCACCGCUCAAGACGCACGAACAACCCGCUAGAUCCAACCUCCUCAGAGUGCCUAUGUGUAAGGGUGCCACGGGAGUCACCAAGAAGAAAUUGCCGCCCGUGCCGCGAGAGGUCGCCCGAAAGUACGCGGUACAGCGUCGAGGCGAGGGUAAAUACCAAGAGUUGCUCCCGCAAGAAGACUACGAGGAAGAGCCGGCGGGGAAGCACGAGCUGGAGCCGGCGGGGAACGCCGAGGCCCGAACGGCGGCGGAGAAAGAGCCGGCGGGCUCGCCACCGUCGAAGCCACCGUCUACGCCACCAUGGAACUGCAUUCUGCUCGCCAUCAGGGCACACGCAAAGAAGCCGCUCGCGCAGGAGCAAACCCCGACCGUGUCGACAGGGAUCAUCACUGCGGGGGCAUUCGACGACAGUGGCAACUCGCUCAUCCGCAAGGCUGAGGAGUGCGGCCAACUCGCCCAGCGCGUCACCAGCCCCGAGACGGCUCGACGGGUGAGCCGCGUGCAAGAGCGGGCCACCAAGGCCACCCAGCGGGCCGAGGCGAGGGUGGAGCGGCUUCUCGCGAGGGUGCAGGCGCGGGUGGAUGCGAUCAGCGGCUCGGAGCCGGUGUCGGAGAAGGACGACCCUCUUCUGCACCAUCCACUCCUCGCGAGCAGGCGAGACCGUGGCCAAGGCGAUCGACUCUGCCGUGCUGGUGGUCGACGGCAUGCCAUGCAAGGUCAAGGGAGCGCACGGCAUCUGAGUCGCCCCGCGGGCACCAGACGCCCAACCUGCUCAAGCUCAAGUGAACCGGAUCGGCCGCACACCGCGCUCCUUUACGCGCCCUCGCGCCCUGGCAAGGCUUCGACCGGGUGUCGGCCACGCCGCAGGCCCAGCGCAUCUGGCUCGGGGGGGGGGGGGGGGGUGCUCUGUGUGAGUAGUGCGUGUGGCCGUGUGCCGCUACGCGCGGGCGCCAGGCGUGACCCGGGAGUGAGUUCCCCUCUAUAAAUGUAUUCCGUGGAAUAUUUGUGGACGUGGAUUCGAA
This is a messenger RNA of Emiliania huxleyi CCMP1516, 1078 nucleotides long. RefSeq lists its product as hypothetical. NCBI's taxonomy places the organism in Eukaryota, Haptophyta, Isochrysidales, Noelaerhabdaceae. The transcript is spliced from 6 exons. The coding region runs from base 112 to 1041 and encodes 309 amino acids. The record is from RefSeq and is a predicted model, not a curated record.